Messenger RNA from Plasmodium vinckei vinckei, 1515 nucleotides. RefSeq names its product conserved Plasmodium protein, unknown function. The transcript is spliced from 2 exons. The coding region runs from base 1 to 1515 and encodes 504 amino acids. Lineage: Eukaryota; Apicomplexa; Aconoidasida; Haemosporida; Plasmodiidae. The record is from RefSeq and is a predicted model, not a curated record.
AUGACAAACAUUGAGUUUGAAAAAAAAGACGAGUGUGAAAAAGACUACUAUAAUGAUAAUCAAUCUAAAUUAAAUGAAGAAAAGAUGGGAAAUAAAUUUAUAAAUUCACAAUAUUUAAUUUCUAAAUAUUUAAAUGGAAACGGAAUUGACUACAAAUCAGACAAAAGUAAUAAGAGAGAAACUGUUUUGAAUAAAAAAAGAAAAAAUGAAUAUAUGCUACCUCAAAGAAUUGUUCAAACAAAAAAGGAAAAUAAACAUGUUUUAAAUAAUUCAGAUAUAGUAUGCAACAUAUUGUCCUUUUUAACAUUCCCUGAAAGAUGGAAAAACAAAACAAUAAGUAUGUCAUUCUAUAAUGCAUUUAAUACAAAAUAUGGAUGGGAUACUGUUGAUUUCCGUUUUUUUAAUGUAAAUUUAUUAAAUAAAAAUUUUUUAGAUAAAUAUAAAAAACUUCUUUUUAAUACAAAUGGAUUAUUUUUAUCAGUUCAUGAAAAUGAUAAUGUAGAAGAAAUAAUUAAUUUUUCUUUAAAUAAUUUUAAAAAUAUUAAAGACCUUAGAUUAUAUUUUAGAAAAAAAAAUACAAAUUACAUUUAUGAAGGUAUACAUCCAACUGUUGCUAAUUUGUUAAACAGUAAAUUUUUAAAUGAAAAAAAUAAAAAUAAAAUAAGCAACGAAAAAUGUACUUUUAGUGAUACAAAUGAGUCUAAUCAAUUUGAAGAUUUCCAAAUAAAACAUCAAGACAAUUGUAAUGAUAAUGAAUCAGAAAUUGAUGAUAAACAAUCUCACGACUGUAACAACAUUAAUUAUUAUAUUAAUACAUAUCCAUAUUAUUCUAUGGAUUAUGAUCCCGAUUUUUCAGAAGCAUUUUUUACCAACAGUGAUGCAUUUGCCCUUCCACGAUCAAAAAAUUUUAAAAAAAACGUUGAAAAUGAUAGUGUAAAAAAUGAUAGUGCAAAAAAUGAUACAGUACAAAGACAUAUGCAUAUUUUUAAAAAAAAUAAUGUUUGUAAAAAUUUAGAAAUGAAAAUUGAUUUUCAUGGUUUAGAAAGAUUAGUACUUGAUGUCGAAAUUAAAGGAAAUGACCUAUUAUGUUUUAUAGGAAAAUUCAAAAAUUUAAAAGAUAUAAUAAUUAGUAAAUUAUUAUAUUCUGAUGAUUUAAAUAGAUCUCAAAUUGUAACAAUAUUUACUUGUUUUGUUGAUAAAAUUAAACAAAAUAAUAUUCGAAUUAUUCAACUUGGCUUAUAUUUUAGACAUGAACAUAAAAAAACCAACUAUCUAAAUAAUGAAGCUUUUAGAAAACUUUUAAAUGACCGUACUAACUCCUUUGGUGAUAUUAAUAGUGAAGAAGGGGAUGAAUUAAUUUCUAUUUUGUAUAAAAAACAUUCAGAAUCUUUAUAUUGUUUAUGGAGUAAUGAUUUAUUUAUAUCCUAUGAGAUGUACGAAAAUAUUAAAAAAUUUAGAAAUUUAAAGAUAUGGACUCUUCCAGGAUGGAGCGCCUUGUCUUUUGCCAAACUAUAA